Molecule: messenger RNA, 4093 nt
Organism: Sclerotinia trifoliorum
Lineage: Eukaryota; Fungi; Ascomycota; Leotiomycetes; Helotiales; Sclerotiniaceae
Source: the annotation of a GenBank genome assembly
ACGACCCAUCUUACUUACUCUUUCACCUCACAUCCUUUUCCCAGAUUCCCAGACCCCUCACCCAAGAUAUCCACAUAUCUACCCAUAUCUACCAACGACAUUCUUCUAUUUCUACCUGCAUACUUAACCUGCUUUCCUAACGUGCCUCUCUUACUUCUCUUGUCUGCUGCACCGACUGCUAAGCUCAAGUUCUACUACCUGCUGCACACUUCCUGCAACUGCAACUGCAACUGCUUGCAAUUCUGCACUACUCCUACCACCAUACGACCCAUACGACCACUCGAACCAAAAAGGGACCCAACAGACUUAAACUUCUUACAGUCUUUGUACCUCCAUUCUCCACUCCAAAUCAAGCCAUACAAUCCCUUCCCACUGUUUGUCUCGCCCCGACUUAUAUCGGAACCCAGACCCAACCACUCAUACACCACCACUCUUGUCCCCUCACAUAUCAACUGAACAUCUCCCACCCAAAUCCGACCUUAAAUAUCAAUAUCAAACAUCGACAUCCUCAUAAACAGUCACUUCUCUUGCCAAUCUUGUCUUUUUCUUUGACAGAAAAACACAACCAGUGAUUUAUCCCUUCACUCAAUCAUAUCAUUGAUUAAUCCGCCCAAAACGAAAUUAUCUUUUUCUCUUCCUCUUCACAUUCAAGUUUUCGUGAUCGUUGACGAUCCUAUCGAUAACUUUUAUCUUUUCUCACCGCCACUAUUUUAUCUAUUUUACCCCAUCUCAUUCCGAAAAUAACUUCGCUUCACUCUGCCCACCUCUUUCUUAACUACAACACCAACCCACCUCACAACAGACCACAGCAGGAAAUUCUUUGCUAUGGCCGCCUUCCCCAUGCACAGUUACUACAGACAGUCGUCAUUAUCGGUCGACACUCAACCCCACAACUACUUUGAAGAAGACGAAGGGAGCAUUCUUGAUGACAACAUUCUCGACCACUCUGCAUUAGAUUCCGGCUUAGAAAUGUCUCCACCCAUGGACAAUAGCAGGCGGGAAUCCUUUGCAGUAUCUUCGACAUUGUUCUCACCCAAAUCUGAUGAAUGGCAACACGUCGAGAUGCAUCCAAUGGCUUCCAACAAUCCCUUUGUCGAGCACAACAGCAACAACCCAUUCAUGCGUAUCGAGGCUGCCCAAAACGGAACAUACGGACAUUCGAAUCACGGUUGGGGUAUGGGAAAUGGUUCCGGUAUGAGCACACCAAUGCAAGGUCAUGAUGGGCUCCCAGCCGAUUUUGAGGUCGGUGUUCCUAUCUUUCAACGUCCCGUGCAAACACCAUUCACAAACCCCGGCAACCAUCAACUCCCUCUCUUCUCCGCCAAUGCCAAUGGUUCAAGUCAUCCAUCCCCACAAAAGGACUGGUCGGUUUCGGAGAUGGACCACCGCAUUCCCAAACGCAUGCGCCCACACAGCCCAACUCUACGAUCGCAUCCUGAGAUGUCAAGAAGGGGUGAUGGUAUCCGAAAGAAGAACGCCCGUUUUGAUAUUCCGGCCGAGAGAAAUCUCACGAACAUCGAUCAACUCAUCUCUCAAUCCACCGAUGAGCAGGAGAUCAAGGAGCUCAAGCAGCAAAAACGUUUGUUGAGAAACCGACAAGCUGCGUAAGUUAUAAUCUCAUCAAUUGUUCACAAUCGGUUACUAACCAUCAUAACAGUCUUGACUCACGCCAGCGCAAGAAGCAACACACCGAGCGCCUUGAGGACGAAAAGAAGCACUACACUGCUUUGAUUAAUGAUCUUGAGGAGGACUUAGCCGAAGCAAAGCUUGCUUUGGAUGAGUGGGCUCGUAAAGAGCAACACUACCAACAAUACAUCGAGAGCUUGCAGAUGGAGAAGGAAGAGAUGGUGCGAACUCACACCCUCGAAACCGGCGACCUCCGCAAGAAAGUGAGCGUCCUCACAGAACACAUGCAGAAGAUGGAGAGCACCGCCAUGUCAACUGUUCCCAGUUCGACUGGUUUCUCUGCCGACUACUCUGACAUUGAUGGUCUGAACAUGGAUGGCAAUUGGGACAACAUCUCUUUCCUUAACGAUUUUUCCAUGGAAAAUGAAAUCAAGGUUGAGAAUUCACUAGUUCCCACUAAGAAGGUCGACACUUCCCUUCUUAGCGAGCCAGAGAAGCCUGCUGCCCAAGGUCUCCUCUUGAUGUUGCUUCUUGUUGGUGCUUUCGUCGCUUCGAAGGGUACUUCUCCAAGCAUUCCUAGAAUGUCGGAUGAUGUUCGUGCUGCAUCUGCAACACUCCUCGAGGAUGUGUUCAAGGAUGCUGGCAUUCAACAAUCCGCUUCCGGUGUAUCUGUCUCUGAUGUGACCAACGCAAUUGCCCCUCUUCCAUCCGGUAACUCCUGGUCCACUACUCAAAACCCCUCCAUGGGAGGUAAUGAAAUGGUCGGCGUCACAUCAUCAACUCUUGGAGAUCUUGCCAACAGUCUUUCGCAACCAACCGAAGAACAAAACAACGAGCAACUCUUUUCAUUGUCUGCAGCACAAUACAAUGGGUUAACAUCUCAAGAUUUCCUCGACAACUCCCCCGCCACCAGAUCAACAUCUCAAGGACGAAAGAACCUCGGUGAAUCCCUUGCAGCCAUGCGAUCUAAUUCUAAAAAGUCCGCCGCAGAAGUUUACACUCGUUCAUUACUGUGGGAUCAAGUUCCAAGUGAGGUUGUCAGGAAUUUUGCUAAGCUAGUCUCGGAAUGUAAUUCCAGGAAUGGUCCAGAAGAGUGCGAUACCUCAUCGGGUUAAAUCUUGAGAUUUAGACCAAACUUUAUGUCAUCCGAAAAAAAAAAACCUCCCCUCUACUUCGACACUACGAAUUCUUACUACUCUUAAAACUUUACGGCUUUUACGAUUUUACGGCUUCAUUGCGAACAGAGACUUUGUUGCUCACGCAUCUUCUCUUAAUUUCUCAAUUGUUAAUGAGCGAAAUAGCGAGCGUCUGAUUUCUUCUUGGAUUUUUUUCUUUUCAUUUAUGGCUUAAUGGUUCUCUCAUGGUUUUAUGGUUUAUGGAUGGUUUACACAUUUGCGUUUCUUUUUUUCUCUCCUUUUCUACUGCAUCAUCAUCGAUCAUAGUUAGCGACGGGUCAUCAAACUUGGCGGGGUCUUUUUUUCUUAAUUUCAUAUUCAUUAUUGUUUUUUUGCCAGGCAUAAGACGACAUCAGCUCGCAGCUGGACAGCAAAUGGGAAUACACAUUUCUGUAAAUUUGGAUGGGGAAGGAGGAUGGAUUGGUAUUUCGGGAUGGAUUCUCUCUUUUGGACUAUUGGAACGGAACAUUGGGAAAGGGAAAGGGGAUGGCUAAAAUUUCGAACGCAUCGCACACGCAACAUCACAAGCUAUUACUAGCAACCAAUUUUCCUUACAUUACACAACUCAAAAAGAGUUUAUUUUUACGACGACGUUAUCACGAACUAUUUCAUAAAUAUUAUUUUAUCAAUACUACCACGACAUAAAGAUAUACACCUUACACAUGAUUACGAGCACAACUGCUUUUUAUUUUACUCACGCCAAUACCUCUCUAUCCCAAGUUUGUUCCAAAUGAAGCGUUUGCUUUGAACUACACAAUCGAUGACCAUCUUCGCAUAUUCGUCCAUCUUAUCCACAUAUCCAUUCAAAGGUGUUUUACGUUUUACGAGCACUCGCGAUUCUUUUUCAGAAAUACUCAUGAUGAGCAAUGACAUGCAAUCAUGACUGAUGAACGAAGAGAUACAUCGACGAGAUUUCGGAAAAACAUCUAAAACACACCACAUCGACCGAUCACGAACAAAUCAUCGGGAUUUUCAUAGCCAAAAAUCUCCUUUUACAAUAUCUCGAUAUGUCAUUAUUUCUGAUGCAGUUCUUUCCAUCUUGACAUGAAUGAUUUCUAUCUCAUGGGGACUGUUUUUCUUGUAUCUAAUUCGGUUCUAUCUGUUGCUUUUGACUUGUGCUGUCUAUGAUGGAUUUGGGAGGAUAUGAGUGACUUGUUUAGGAACUCAAAUUUUUUUGUAUUUAAUUUUUACUGUACUCCACAUACAUACACCAUAGGACGAGAUGAGAAGGAAAAAUUCAGAUAGCCAUAAAAAAAUACGGAAAAAUAGUCAAUAAUACAUGAGAUUCAUGU